Molecule: messenger RNA, 1946 nt
Organism: Aspergillus novofumigatus IBT 16806
Lineage: Eukaryota; Fungi; Ascomycota; Eurotiomycetes; Eurotiales; Aspergillaceae
Product: intradiol ring-cleavage dioxygenase
Exons: 1
Coding region: 355-1458 (367 amino acids)
Molecular function (GO): iron ion binding; oxidoreductase activity, acting on single donors with incorporation of molecular oxygen, incorporation of two atoms of oxygen
Source: RefSeq, a predicted model, not a curated record
UCACCAUGAUACUUCUGCUGCUCCGGAGAAUGAGCAGAUCCGCGUAUUCGCUUUUCUCCGCGUUGAGAGAAGCAACGGGUGUGCAUUAGAUGGCCCGAAGCUUGUCAUUAUUCGGACGGUGUUACUGCUAGAAGCCUAGCAGCUGACGCGUCGAGUUGGGGUUGCGAUAGCCGCUACCAGGGAGACGAUCUCUUGAUGGACUGUGUCUCAACUUCAUGGGAAGCGCUUGAAUAGCGCUUCAAUAUGGUAGGUGCUCGUCUAUAUAAAGGGUCCGACGUCCGCUGGCUGUCCAUGAUUCUACACUAGACAAUCCCCCAGAUACUUUGCUACUGAUAUCGUCACCGAAACCUCAAGAUGCAGGUCAAGCACAUUCUUUCUCUUUAUCUACUCGGAGCCUCCUUGGUGUCCGCUCAUCCUGGCCACGAGGAGAAGCGGGCAUCUAACGAGCUGCUGGCGUUCAAGGCCCACGUCCGUCGUGGUCUUUCGCUUUGUGCGCGCUCUUUCGAUGAGAGUGGUCUCAAUGCGCGCGCCCUUGCUCGCCGUGCGAAGCUCGCCAGCGAGUACCGGCGCCGUAAGCUAGCCGUUCGUGACACCGACGACGUGCUCAACACCUCUCACCUGUCCUCGGCCGACUACACGACCUCGACCGACGAGACGGAGAUUUUCACCAGCACUGGCACCUGCGUUCUCAACCCCGAGGGCGAGAUAGGCCCCUUUUGGGUUAGCGGAGAGCUGAUCCGCUCGGACAUCAUCGAGGACCAGGCCGGUGUCCCCGUUGUGCUGGAUAUUCAGUUCGUCGAUGUCAGCACCUGCCAGGCCGUCGAGGGCCUGUACAUUGACACCUGGAGCUGCAACGCAACCGGUGUGUACUCUGGCGUGAGCGGCAACGGCAACGGCAACAGCGCGGACACCUCCAUCCUCGACGAGACCUUCUUGCGUGGUAUCGCCAAGACGGAUUCGGACGGUGUGGUAUCUUUCAACGCUCUCUUCCCCGGUCACUACUCGGGCAGAACGAAUCAUCACCAUAUCGUCGCCCAUCUGAAUGCCACCUUGCUUCCCAACAACACCUUGACCGGCGGCACAGUCCCUCAUAUCGGCCAGCUCUUCUGGGACCAGUCCCUCAUCGACGAAGUGGAAGCUACUUCACCCUACAGCACCAACACCAUCGAACAGACCACCAACGCCGAGGACCGCGUCUUCUCGGACGAGACCUCUGGCACCACCUCGGACCCGGUGUUCAACUACGUCCUCCUCGGAGACACUGUGGAGGAUGGAUUGCUGGGUUGGGCCACUGUGGCUGUCGACCUAACAGCAACCUACACACCUACCUAUAGCUUCGUUUACACCUCCAGCGGCAGUGAGGCUGUGUCUGGUAGUUCAGGUAGCAGUGGUAGUGCUCCUGGCAGCAGCGGCAGCGCCCCUUCUGGUGGCAUGGGUGGUGGACCUGGCGGAUUCUGAGCGUCUUGGGUCUGAUAUAAAGUUAGGGGAGUCACUGCUCUCCCCAGCAUGUCUAAUUGUCGUUUGUUGAAGUUGUGUGUCUUGACAGUUUAGAGGAUGUCACUCGUUUGGCGAUAGUCUCCCUCUCUGCAACUGAAAUUAUUUGUGCUGCGUUUAUGUACAGCACUUGUAUUGUAAUCACUUUGAAAAGCGCAAAGUAUUUGAUAUUCAAUACUCAAGACCAUCAAGCUUGACUCCUUGAAACAUACGGAGUGUUCGCCAUCAUCGGCUCUACCCGCGUCGGGGAAAGUUUUCCUCUCGGCCGAGGUUAACCACAUUCCAACGUCAGUCAUGGACUCAUGAAAUAUGAAAUGUCAUCAUCCACCAUCUCGAAUAUCGACAAGUAAUCGAAUUAUCAAAAUGGAACCUCGUCCCAAACCAACACCAAGUAAAAGCUUCCUCAAAUAUCACGCUGGCUGGCGUCGUGUGGUCAGCCACUUUAGCCCAUC